Messenger RNA from Pisolithus orientalis, 2010 nucleotides. RefSeq names its product general substrate transporter. NCBI's taxonomy places the organism in Eukaryota, Fungi, Basidiomycota, Agaricomycetes, Boletales, Pisolithaceae. The record is from RefSeq and is a predicted model, not a curated record. Gene Ontology annotation, molecular function: myo-inositol:proton symporter activity. The transcript is spliced from 11 exons. Gene Ontology annotation, biological process: transmembrane transport. Bases 134 to 1768 code for a protein of 544 amino acids. Gene Ontology annotation, cellular component: membrane.
UUCUCCGGGAAAUUUGCAGGAGUGCGGGUGAACGUUCAAGGCGAGACGCUAGGGAAAUGAUAUUGCAUGGACGCCUUGGGGUGGCGGCCGAAUAAAAAAUGCCGGCUGUUCCAUAUGGUCUUGGAGCGUUAUCAUGGCGAGGCUAAUACCGCCCAACGAUGCAGAGAAGGCUCCAGCUGCUGGUAGAGAGGCCGAGUCAGGACGCGUUGAAAUCGACGACGUCGUGCAGUGCACCGCUGCUGGCGAGAUAUCUGAAUACGCCGUCGUCGCGGAGGGCGAAGAGCGCACGACGUGGUUCGUAUGGCUCCUGGUAUGCUGCUGCGCGAUAUCCGGAUUGCUGUUCGGGUACGAUACUGGUGUCAUCUCAGGCGCACUUGUAACUAUCAAUGGGGACUUGGGCCCGCCCGAGCUCUCCAACGGGCAAAAAGAAUUCAUUACCUCCGCCACCACGCUCGGUGCGCUCCUAGGGGGUUUGGCCGCGGGAGCCAUGUCAGACUGGACAGGUCGACGUCCCGUUCUCGGGAUUGCGGACAUUACCUUUAUGGGGGGUGCCAUAGGCCAAGCUGUAAGCCAUACCGUGUGGAACAUGAUUGGUUGCAGAUUCUUGAUCGGUAUCGGUGUAGGCCUUGCAUCGUGUAUCGCUCCGCUCUACAUACAGGAACUAUCACCCACCCGGCUGCGUGGGAGUAUGGUUGUCUUGAAUGUGGUCAUGAUCACUCUCGGGCAGGUCAUCGCGUACGGUAUCGAUGCAGGUUUUGCGAAUGUGAAUGCCGGAUGGCGGUGGAUGGUUGGACUCGGAUGCGUCCCUGCUGCGUUACAGCUUGCGUUGUUGGUGUACCUACCAGAGUCGCCUCGUGUGCUCGUGAGGCGCGGAAAUAUGGAGGCUGCUAGGAAGGUGCUGUCUCGUGUUUAUGCACUCGCAUCUUCAGAACAAGUUGAUCUCAAGCUCAAAGUUCUCCAUGCAACCGUGAAGCAAAGCAUCGAGAUAAGCAACUCGACGACAUUCUGGCAGCGGUUCGGUUCCGUGCUCUCCAACCCCAUCAACCGACGCGCUCUCGUGAUUGGCUGUGGCAUGCAAGCCUUUCAACAGUUGUGUGGAUUCAACACACUCAUGUAUUACUCCGCGUCUCUCUUCCAGGAGAUAGGAUUUAAUCAGCCGACUGCUGUCGGACUUAUCAUUUCUGGGACCAACUUCCUGUUCACGCUGUUUGCUCUCAAGUAUAUUGACGUUGUUGGGCGGCGACGCAUCAUGGUUUUCUCUGCACCGGGUAUGGUGUUUGGACUUACCCUGGCCAGUAUCGCAUUCUAUUACAUGACGAUCCACAGCGGCGGUAACCUUGUCACAGGUGUACAUUAUUCACAAGGAUGGGCAGGUAUUGUAUUGCUCUCGAUGAUCAUCUUUGUUGCGUCAUAUGCGACCGGACUCGGGAAUGUGCCGUGGCAACAAGGAGAGCUAUUCUCCCUCGACGUCCGCGGGAUCGGUACUUCACUCUGCACAGCGACAAAUUGGGCAGCGAACCUCCUCAUCGGAUCGACCUACCUCUCCCUCAUGUCCGCUAUCACACCCUCAGGCGCAUUCGGAUUCUAUGCGGGGUUGUGUUUACUGGGAUGGUUGUUCUGCGUAUUUUUUUUCCCGGAUGUGUCGGGGUUGAGUUUGGAAGAGGUACAGAGCGUGUUUAAGGCCGGAUACGGGAUUAGGGAGAGCGAGAGAUUGAAGAGGGUGAAGAGAGAAAUUUUGGAGAGGGAGAAAGCGAAGAUGAGGGGGUGAUGUUUUUUUUUCUCGUAAUGGAUCGUGGAAGAUGAUUUGACGAGACGUGAUGUCAACGACGUACGACAAAAGACACGAAGACGAAGAUGCGAUAAUGCACACAGAGGUGUACCAAAAUGUUGGUAAUCAACUAGUAGACCCUGCUACACUUGUGAUCAAAAGUGCAGACACUACUACAGUUGUGGUAAUGAAACAUGUAGACACCACUAACAGCAUACUGCAAUACUAGUAAAAUAGUGAAC